This is a messenger RNA of Nakaseomyces glabratus, 537 nucleotides long. RefSeq names its product Mg-dependent acid phosphatase. The record is from RefSeq and is a predicted model, not a curated record. Gene Ontology annotation, molecular function: acid phosphatase activity. NCBI's taxonomy places the organism in Eukaryota, Fungi, Ascomycota, Saccharomycetes, Saccharomycetales, Saccharomycetaceae.
AUGUCGUAUCCUGAAGUUGCAGUAUUUGAUCUCGAUUACACAGUGUGGCCAUGUUACUGUGACUCGCAUGUGUUCUCCCCGUUCAAGCCAGUGGUCAAUGACAAUGGCGAAGUGCAUACUUUGGUUGAUCGUCACGGGUUUGAAGUUACUUUCUUUCCGGACAUCCCACGGAUAUUCACCGAUCUGAAGGACCACGGCGUCAAAUUGAUCAGUGCAUCGAGAACUUGGGCACCCGAGGUAGCGCAGGAGUUACUCAAGGGUUUCAAGAUCAGAUACCAUGGCAAGCUAGUGACCUUGCAUGAGAUGUUUGACUCGUUGAAGUGGGGUGAGCGUAGCAAAGUGGGCCACAUUCAGGACGGUAUGAAAGAGAUCUACGGAUCCACUGAGCUAAAGAAGUACAGGAUAUGUCUAUUCGAUGACGAGUCCCGAAACAGAGACGUCGAACGUCACGGAGUCAAGUUCAUAUACAUACGGAACCCAGAGAAGGGUCCUACGUGGUCUCUGUACCAGAAGUACCUGAACGGUGAACUGGACUAG